AUGAGUCAAAGCAAUGAUGAUUGGGGGGAUAUGGUUCUCCCAGGUGUUUACAUGAUCCAGCGGUCUACAGGUACCGGAAUGACAAGCGGAACGGUACCACCAGAUAAAACGGUGAAUUUGGAACUCGUUCACCUUGAAAUCAGCGAAUCCGAAGAGUACAUUGAACUACUUCAAAAGAGCAACAAUGAGAUUGCCGCGUACUUAAAAGAGAAGCGAGAGAGUCGUUCAGCAGAGGAGGAGGGUGGAGGUGCCGUAUCGAUGAUUGAGCUCUCCGAUGGAGGUGUGGAGGAAGAGGACGAUGAUGCAGUUUUUCGUGAGGCAUUAGAGGAGAAUGCACUGGUCAUUGCGAGAAAGAAGAGGGAACUGGAGCAGUUGCGUGCGCUCAUCAGCGAACAGCGGUGCGGGUGCUCGUGCGCUCACACUCAGCACCACGACCGUCAGCCGAUUGCAGCUCCCAGGAAUGAAACAAGAAUCAUUCUGUGA
Molecule: messenger RNA, 483 nt
Organism: Leishmania mexicana MHOM/GT/2001/U1103
Lineage: Eukaryota; Euglenozoa; Kinetoplastea; Trypanosomatida; Trypanosomatidae
Exons: 1
Coding region: 1-483 (160 amino acids)
Source: RefSeq, a predicted model, not a curated record